UUAGGGAAAAAAGACAGCUCUGGAAUCCAACUCGACGAAUUUCCUUUCCUUUGCUGGGUAUCCUUUCGGUUUCGCUUUUACCGCACCCCAUUUUCCUCCCCUUUUCUCUCGAUUUCGACACCCAUCAACCCCAUUUCUCCCUCUCUUCCAGAUCUGCUCUGCAUUGGAUUCGAUUCGAGGAGGCGCUCGUAGUUUCCGCCGGGCAAUUAAUUACGCCGAAAAGGUUUGCUGAUUUUGCUUCUCCUGAGGGAAGGGUGACAUGAAGAAGGCGAUCGAUCAAACUGUUCGUGACAUCAAGAGAGGGGUCAACAAGAAAGUUCUUAAAGUUCCUUCGAUUGAACAGAAGGUUCUUGAUGCGACUAGCAAUGAGCCCUGGGGCCCUCAUGGAUCGAUUCUUGCUGAAAUUGCACAUGCUUCUAGAAACUACCAUGAAUAUCAGAUGAUUAUGUCAGUAAUCUGGAAGCGUAUAAAUGAUACUGGAAAGAAUUGGCGGCAUGUAUACAAGGCUUUGACUGUUUUGGAGUACUUGGUGGGGCAUGGAUCUGAACGAGUUAUAGAUGACAUCAGGGAACAUGCAUAUCAAAUAUCUACAUUGUCAGAUUUUCAAUAUAUCGAUUCCAGUGGGAAAGACCAGGGAAGCAAUGUUAGAAAGAAAUCUCAAAGUCUUGUAGUUCUUGUAAAUGACAAGGAAAGGAUACAAGAAGUUCGCCAGAAGGCUGCUGCUAAUAGGGAUAAGUAUCACAGUGCUUCCCCAGGUAGUAUGUAUCGGCCAGGUUCUGGGGGAUAUGGAGGGUAUGGCGACAAGUAUGACGAUGAUCGUUAUGAAGGUCGGUACCGGGAUGAUGACCGGAAUGGCAAUGGAAGAGACAAAGAAUGGGGUUCCCGAGAUGAUGAUAGAUAUGGUCGGUAUGGAGAUUCAUAUGGCCGCGAGGGAGGGAGGUAUGGUAGGGAUUAUGAAGAGCGUUAUGGCCGAGAUGGAUAUAGGGAUGAUGACUACAGAGGAAGAAGUCAAAACAAUGAUGAUUAUAACUACAAUUCGAGAAGUGCUGAUCGAGAUAGGAAUAAUGCAAAUGAGGAUGAUGGCCAACAAUCGUCAAGAGGAAGUGGGGGUAAAGAAGAUGAUCAUCCUCAAGAAGGAAGUACGAUGGGUGAGAAGGCUGAUGUUAAAUAUUCUGGUCAAAGUUCUGGUGCUCCUCCAAGUUAUGAUGAUGCUGUUAAUGCUGGUCGCAGCCCUAGCUAUAAUGACAGGGAUAAGGAACCAAAUGCACCUCAAGAAUCCGUUGAUGGCCAUUCUACCACUACUGCAGCUCCAACCGCUGCCCCUGCUUCCCCACCUGCUCCUGCUUCUACUUCAGUGUCUGGACCUACCAUUUCUCCUCCGACAUCUGCUGUUCAGCAUAGCUACCAGGAAUUUGAUAGCUUCGAUGAAUUUGAUCCAAGAGGGCCCCCUUCAGCUUCCCCGACUACAAGUACCACUGUUCCUGUGGCUGCUGCAGAAAUGGACUUGUUAGGCUCAUUGUCUGAUGCUUUUUCCCCGAAUGCAUUGUCUGUUGUGCCUGUUAGUCACUCUACCAUGACCACUGAAGCUAAUGGCUCAGCAAGCUUUAAUUCCGGGGUUGCAUAUGAUGCUGCACCAGCAGCUACACCAGCUGGAAAUCAGCCCUUUGAUGAUCCAUUUGGGGAUGGUCCAUUUAAAGCUCUUCCUUCAACAGAAAAUGAAUCGGCUCCGUCACAGUUCACUGCAGCUGCUAAUUCCUUCAAUGCAAACUCAAGUCAUAAAGUUGGCGUACCCCAGCCAGCUCCUCCGAAUGCAACAAGUGAAUUUGGUGGAACUUUCAAUGAUGCAUCUUUCAUGUCAUCUGGUCCUUCUGGUGUCCAACAACCUACAGCCGCUCAGUUUCCAAAGCAGGAGCUGUCAGCCCCUAGCCAGGAGAUUGACAUAUUAGCAGACAUUCUCCCGCCAUCUGAACCAUCAACACAAGCUGGUUAUCUUGUUCCAAGUGGCCAAUCUAUUCCUCACAAUGGUUUUCCUUAUCAAACCCAUCAACAGACAUCGCAAGCAGAGUUGUCAUCUUAUACUGGCCACAAUGCAAUGCCAAGCAGUCUCCAACCCCAAACUGGGCAACCUUCCGGUUUUCCUCAACAUGUUCCGCCUUCACCGCAUAUGGGAUAUUCUUCUUCAGUAGAACCUGUUUCACAAACUGGUUUUCCAGCCCAAAUGAUGCCUUCAAACUCUCCAUUUCAAGCUGGUCAAGCACAACAAAUGGGUAUUCAUUCUCAAGGUGGUUCCAUGCAGCCGAACAUGCAAAAUCCCAACUUCUAUGGUACUUACAAUUCCCAGUCUCUAUCUGCACGCCCGGCUUCUGGUUAUAUGGUUCCUCCUGGCUCUACUGGAACCCCAACCCACCACAAUUUUCCUUCUCAAUCGAGCAUGGGAGUUUCUGCCACUUCACAAAUGGGUGCUCAAGCUCCACAGAUGCAAUCUAGUAGCUAUGUGGCUCCAGUAUCAAGCAGUUCAUCUUCAAUGGCCCUUGCUACGGCUCCUCAACCAUCGAAAUCCAAGUUUGAGACAAAAUCAGCUGUUUGGGCAGACACACUGAGCCGCGGACUGGUUGAUCUGAAUAUUUCUGGACCAAAAGCAAAUCCGUUGGCUGAUAUUGGGGUUGACUUUGAUUCUAUAAAUCGCAAGGAGAAAAGGAUGGAAAAACAGACCCCUACCACAGCAACAUCAACUGUUACCAUGGGCAAAGCCAUGGGGUCCGGUUCAGGCAUGGGCCGUGCUGGUGCUAGUGCUCUCCGUGCUCCUCCAAAUCCAAUGAUGAAUCCUGGUGUAAAUAUGGGCAUGGGUGGCGGCGGCGGCCCUGUUGCUGGCUAUGGCAUGGGAGGCUAUGGAAUGAACCAACCCGUUGGUCGGGGAAUGGGGAUGGGUAUGGGUAUGGGUAUGGGUAUGGGAAUGGGAAUGAAUGCGCCACCCAGUAAUAUGGGUAUGGGAAUGAACAUGGGUAUGGGCCAGGGAAUGAACAUGCAACAGCCGAUGGGGUAUCCUCCUGCUGGGGGCUAUAAUCAUAUGGCUGGGCCUGGUUACCCUCAACACCCACAAGGUGGCGGGUAUCGAUGAGCAGAAACUGCAGUGCCGUAUAGUUCUGCUACUUAUAAGAAAAAGAAAAAAAAAAAAAAGAGUUGAUCAUAAAACUGUGGUCUUACAGCAGCAGCAGCAUCAUAUACAAAACAAAUCUGGCAAGCUAUAUAAGGUUUGGUUUCUCUUGUAACUUUAAUGUCGAAUAUCUGUCUGUAUAAUUGGCGUGUAUUCAUUCUUUUCUUUUCAAGGCUUUUGUAUUGUUCUCAUUUACCACUGCACUAUAAUUUUUGGUCGUUGCUCGCUCUUUGUGUGUGCCCCUUAAAAGUUCCCGGUACAAUGUGAUAUUGUAUAUUGUUUGGAAUGUGAGAGUUAAACCUUGUUCCUCA
Molecule: messenger RNA, 3465 nt
Organism: Andrographis paniculata
Lineage: Eukaryota; Viridiplantae; Streptophyta; Magnoliopsida; Lamiales; Acanthaceae
Product: clathrin interactor EPSIN 2
Exons: 14
Coding region: 260-3118 (952 amino acids)
Biological process (GO): endocytosis
Cellular component (GO): plasma membrane; endosome; clathrin vesicle coat
Molecular function (GO): phospholipid binding; clathrin binding
Source: RefSeq, a predicted model, not a curated record